Molecule: messenger RNA, 2308 nt
Organism: Coregonus clupeaformis (lake whitefish)
Lineage: Eukaryota; Metazoa; Chordata; Actinopteri; Salmoniformes; Salmonidae
Product: harmonin-like
Exons: 21
Coding region: 55-1698 (547 amino acids)
Biological process (GO): sensory perception of sound; retinal cone cell development; inner ear morphogenesis
Cellular component (GO): photoreceptor inner segment; plasma membrane; cilium
Molecular function (GO): protein binding
Source: RefSeq, a predicted model, not a curated record
UGCUAACAGGACGAUAGAACACAGGUCAGUGGCAGCGUUUUCUUUGUGUCGAAAAUGGAACGAAAAGUAGCUCGAGAAUUUAGGCACAAGGUGGAGCUGCUCAUUGACAAUGAGGCAGAAAAGGAUUACCUGUACGAUGUCCUGCGGAUGUACCACCAGUCCAUGGAGCUGCCAGUGUUGGUGGGGGACCUGAAGCUGGUCAUCAAUGAGCCCAGUCGCCUGCCGCUGUUUGAUGCCAUCCGGCCCCUCAUUCCCCUCAAACACCAGGUGGAGUACGACCUGCUCACCCCCAAGAGGUCACGUAAGCUGAAGGAGGUGCGUCUGGAUCGUACUCAUCCUGAGGGUCUGGGUCUGAGUGUGAGAGGGGGCCUGGAGUUCGGUUGUGGACUCUUCAUCUCACAGAUCGUCAAGGAUGGACAGGCUGGAAACAGUGGCCUGCAGAUGGGAGAUGAGAUUGUACGCAUCAAUGGAUACGCCAUCUCUUCCUGUAUCCACGAGGAAGUCAUCAACCUCAUCAAGACCAAGAAAAUCGUGUCGCUCAAAGUCAGGCAGGUUGGGAUGAUACCAGUGAAGAGUUCCACAGAGGAGCCUCUGAAGUGGCAGUUCGUGGACCAAUUUGUGUCUUAUUCUGGGGAUAAGAAAAGCAGUGUGGCAGGCCUGGCGUCCAUGGGAGGGAAGGAGAUCAAGGAAAAGAAGGUGUUCCUGAGCCUAGUGGGCACCAAGGGCAUGGGCGUCAGCAUCUCCAGUGGCCCCACACAGAAGCCUGGCAUCUACAUCAGUAACGUCAAAUCUGGCUCCCUCGCUGCUGAAGUAGGACUACAGAUUGGUGACCAGAUCGUGGAGGUGAAUGGGGUGGAAUUCACCAAUCUGGACCACAAAGAGGCUGUCAGAGUUCUGAAGAGUAGCAGGAGUCUAACCAUCACAGUUCUCACCGGCGCUGGCAGUGAGUUGUUUAUGACAGACGAGGAGCGUCUGGCGGUGGAGGCUCGCAGGGAGCUGGACAGACGAGAGUUGAUGCACCAGAAGAGGGUUGCCCUGGAGACUAACAAGGUGGUCAAGGAGCAGCAGGAGAAGGAGAGGCAGAGAAAGAUGGAGAUUUCUCAGAAGACUGCUGAGGAAGAGGAACGCUAUCGGAAGGAGAUGGAGAAGAUCGAGGCUGCGGAGAGGAAGCACCACAGGGAGUGGGAGGAGGACUGGGCGCCUAGAGAUCAACCCAAAACCAAGAGCCCAAAGAGUCCCUCCCCGGCCCCGCCCGAAAUCAACACCCCACCCCCCAAGUCCAAGAGCUCUGGUAAGGAUAGCUAUGCUGAAACGGAUGGUGACGGCUUUCAGAAAUAUGUGGAAGACUUUGAUCCCCACUCCAUGUUAUCCUCAGAGCAGAUAGCUGGGCGAGACGUGAGACUACUGAGAAUCAAAAAGGUUGGACCACUUGAUCUGGCUGUGGAGGGAGGAGUAGACUCUCCUCUGGGAAAGCUAGUGGUAUCUGCCAUUUAUGAUGGAGGCUCAGCAGACAAACAUGGUGGGAUAGUGCCAGGAGAUGAGGUGAUAGCUGUGAAUGGGAAGAUCCUGACUGACUCCUCACUGACAGAAGGACAAAACUCUCUGACCAGGGCCUGGAACAGUGGAGGGGAUUGGAUUGACCUGGUGAUAGCAGUGUCACCUCCAAAAGAGUAUGAAGAUGAGGUGACGUUCUUCUGAGAGUCACCUGACCACCAGCCUGCCAUACAAGCCAUACCCACCAACCAGCAACCAUCCUUCUCAUUCCAUCUGACGUUUUACAUAUUUUUAUCAUCACAGUCAAAUCCCUGCAUCAAACUGUUGCAAUGCAAUGCUGUUCACUAUUGACAGCAAGUCUGUUGAACCAGAACCACGCUGUGAUGUGCUACCUGUGAACUGUCUAGAAUGUUAAAGACUCAGUUUCAUCCUCUGUUGAGUUCCAUUUAGAUCCCAGUACAAAUACUUUCUGAAGAAUCGAGAGGGUUAUGACAUCACCACUUAAUACUCUGAGUCAAUAUUCACGUCAUAAGAAGGAAUUCACCUCGGCCACGCACACAAAUUGGGAAAAACAAACAUUCUUUCCAAUUGAACCCCAUUGUAAAAGAGCCAACUUCAUCGUCAAUUUGUUUUGUUAUACAGACAUUUUUCAAAAUGCUGAAAAGCUGCUGUGUUGUUCAAUGUACAUGUAACCAGGUCAAAAAUCCCGACCUAUGGUUUGCAAUGCUCCCAUGUAGUGAAAUAGUGCCUGCGAGAAGAACCCGUGGCUUCAGGCUAUUCGACGUAGGAGAGUGGGAAAUGUGGGGACCCGGUG